Messenger RNA from Effrenium voratum, 1647 nucleotides. NCBI's taxonomy places the organism in Eukaryota, Dinophyceae, Suessiales, Symbiodiniaceae. The record is from the annotation of a GenBank genome assembly.
AUGAAUUUCGGCGCCGAUCUCCCGGAUGAUAUUGCGCCCAGCGAGGAUCUCCUGCGGUUGCGGCCGUACUUUAAGCUCAGCGUCUAUGGUUUGGCUUUGGUGGCCAUGUGCGAGCUGGCUUGCGGCAUGUACAGCGCGGCGCUGAUCGACAUUGCCACUCUGGUGCCGGGGUUCUUGGUGCUGUCCCAGGACGUGGGGCAGCUGGUGCGGAACCUGGUGCCUGUGUCCCUGCUGGCCUCUUUGAAUCUCCUCUGGCAGGUCAUGAUGCUCUGCGGGCUUCUUUCAAAGCCCCCGGGCCCUGCCUACUUCUUCAAGAGCGAGUGCCUGGUGCCGGGUGAAGAGCAUGGGGAGCCGAUCAACUUGUGCAGCUUCUCCACCUUGGUGGGCCACCUGGCGCUCUGCAGCAGCGUGGUGCUGCAGAUGCUCUGCGCGCGGUACACCUGGCGCAUGGCCAAGUCAAUGCGUUUCGUAGGAUUUCACCCCGGCGGCGCCUCGUUUUGGGUCGACGGCGCCAGAGCAUGGACUUCGAGUCCGGGCUGCUGGAAGUCGAAGCGCCCGGACUUGGACGGGCGCGGCCGCCCGGAAGGAAAGAAGGCGGAGCUCAGGGCGGAUUUGAGCUGGGCGCUUUUUCCCAGCAGCCUGCACUUGCAGUACAAAGGAGGCGGAGGGGUGCGAGAGAUUUUGCAGAUGCUGAAGCGCAGUGAGGGCUUCCAAGUACUUGGCGUCAGUUACUUUGGGAACGAGCACGUUACAAGUCCAAUGGACUGCAAUGUCUACAAGCCGCUCUGGGAGGAGCUCUUUCAGGAGAUCCGCCGGAAAUGCGACCGCGCCGUGUUCUUCAUGGGCGGCUACUCGCUAAGGUACGGCUAUGGACGCGUCUACGACGACAAUUUGGGCACCAUCCGCGCGUGGAUCGCUGCUGCGGGCCUCGCGGUGCGCACCGACUUCGAGAAGGUGCGCGACUGGCCCCUGGGCGACGCGCUGCAUUUCGCCGCGUCGGUCAAGGAGGAGGUGGUGAGGUACUGGCGCGACCUGCUGCUGACUGCUCCUCCCAUCCAGGGAGCCACGCCCAGCGUCCAGAAGCCGCCGCCGCCGCCAUCGGCGACGACAAGUUUAGUGCCGGCGGCGACAAGUCGGCGGUGGGGCCGAAGGGCGCCGGCGAAGCCGGAAACGCGCGUGGUAUACCAGGAGGAGCAGGUCUGGGAUCCGAUCAUGAACGAAUACUUUACGGUCCUCUUGGAGGUUCCAGAGAUCGUGCCUCCACACCCUGAGGACAUUGUAGAGGAAGUGGCGGAGGGAUUUGCAGAGGGCAAAUUCGGCGACAUUUUGUUGAAGCUGGAAGCCGUGAAGCACAGCAUCGGCUCGGAGGGGCUGACCCCGAUGGGGCAGUUCAUCUUGCACAGAGAGCUGUGCCUGACGUGCGUGGCCAAAGAGAGCCCUGCGCCCAACGCAGCCGAGGAGGCUUUUGCGAGGUACAUGCAGCUCGUGACACAGCGUAUGCCGUGUCUCAUUCAGCAGGCGCGACAUCUUUUGAAGCAGCGACAAGUGCUGGUAGACCAGCCCUGCUCGCGGCCACGGCCCGCGGCAUCCGGCGAGGAUCAAAACGGUCCUGCGGAGUUCCAGCCAAGCCGGCGCUGGGCACGGUGA